GGUGCUUACUACGUAUAAAAACCUCAAAGCUCCUACUUUGUGCCCAGUUUGACUUAUUCUUUAACCUCCCUUGUUUGUUUCUAAUGGUGUCGCGCCAACAAUUCACAGUCGUCAAGUUCGUGGAGCCUUCAUCUACCGCAUAAGCCAUGUCGUCUAAGCUUAAAUCCGAGGCUGCUCGAGAGGCCUCAGUAAUUGGCAUGUUGCGACGGCAAUUCACAAAACCUAAACCAUUACCAGCCAAUACCAAUCUCAAGGGCCAAACCGCUAUUGUCACCGGCAGCAAUGGUGGGCUGGGCCUCGAGGCAUGUCGGCAACUCCUGAAGCUCGGGCUUUCACAUCUAAUCCUGGGCGUACGUUCGCAGGCGAAAGGUGACGCAGUAGCGAGCCAAUUUCGCCAAGAAUUCCCCAAUUCAGAGACGUCUGUCUGGAUCAUCGAUCAUCAGUCUUACGAUUCGGUCCGCAAGUUCGCGGAGCAAUCUGCGACUCUGCCGCGCCUCGAUAUUGUGAUCUUGAAUGCUGCAGUGGUGACCACCACGUACACAACCGUCCCGACCACAGGUCACGAGAGUAUCAUCCAGGUCAACUAUCUAUCGACGGCCCUAUUGGCGAUAUUGCUACUGCCCAUUCUCAAGUCCAAGAAGAUCAACGGUGCUCCCAGACCGCCCGUGCUCAGCAUUGUGGGUUCCGACACGAUGUACCAGCCGGAGUUCUGUCCCAAGUUGAAAGGUCCAGUGCUUCCACAAUACGAUAACGCAGAGAACUUCCGCUUCUUUCCCUGGUAUGGAGGAUCGAAGCUAUUCCUCGCGUUUUUCGUGAGUCGGCUUGUCGAAUACGUCGAUGCAAGUGACGUCAUUAUAAACGUGCCUAAUCCUGGUGCGACCAGAUAUACAGGCCUUGAUCGUAACGCCUCGGCGCUCUUCAGGAUGGCCAUGAAUACGGUUAAAUUCGUCCUGGGGAGGUCUUUGGAAAGUGGUGCUUCCAUAUACCUCGAAGCAACCGUGGCUCAAGGCGAAGAGAGUCACGGCAGCUUCAUCAGUGAAUGGGCAAUCAGACCAUAUCCAGCUGUUUGGUAUACGACCGAAGGCCAAGAGCUCGCAGCGAGAUUGUGGGAGGAAACCAUGGAGGAGUUGAAAUUCGUGGGUGCAUCUAAGAUCGUGGAGGACAUGAAGAGGUCUUGAUUAUCUGGCCUCACACACACACACACACACAGAGAGAGAGAGAGAGCGUGAUCAACUGCCGAAGAAUACUGGUUCCUCCGUGUCGGACGGAAUAUGUUCAACUACUUGAAGUAUUCAUCUCCCAUUGAGCAACAAAAGAUCCCAAACAUACAUAUAGAUACUCGCCCUCCAUGUAGGGUGCCUGAGUUUGGGAAGGUUAGAGAAAGUAGACUGCCAAAGUUUGCCAGACCAAUGGAUCGUUCCGGAAGUGUCUCCCAACAGGUGUUUUCCUUUGUGUCACAGCUUAAUAGGAGCUUCAGCUGUCUUGUCAUAUCUAAUCUGGUUGCUGAAUAUUGAUGCACGACAAUCAAGGCUCCGG
This is a messenger RNA of Pseudomassariella vexata, 1536 nucleotides long. RefSeq lists its product as uncharacterized. The record is from RefSeq and is a predicted model, not a curated record. Lineage: Eukaryota; Fungi; Ascomycota; Sordariomycetes; Amphisphaeriales; Pseudomassariaceae. The coding region runs from base 147 to 1178 and encodes 343 amino acids. The transcript has 2 exons.